CGCCGGCCGCCUGGGCCGCGAGCACAGCGGAGCUGUCAGCUGUGAGCUGAGCGCGCAGCCCUAGCGGCCCGGGAGCAGAACGCGCCCCACCCCGGGAGGUUGCUUUCCAGCCGGCCGGCGGGCCGACCGCAGCGGGAAGGAGAUGCUGUUCCUCCGCCCGGGGCCGGCGCGGGGGAGGGGCCGGGGGCGGCAGGCCAGGGCUCCCCGCAGCGGACUCUCGCCGCCCUGGAGCCCCGCCUGGAUCUGCUGCUGGGCACUCGCCGGCUGCCAGGCGGCCUGGGCUGGGGACUUGCCCUCCACCUCCGGCCGCCCGCUUCCUCCUUGCCUGGAGAAAGAUUACCACUUUGAAUAUACAGAAUGUGAUGGCAGUGGCUCCAGGUGGAGAGUUGCCAUUCCGAACCCCGCAGUGGACUGCUCUGGCCUGCCUGACCCAGUGAGAGGCAAAGAAUGCAGCUUAGCUUCAGAGAACUUUGCUGCUGUUUCCAAGCCCUGGUGCCGAGUCUCAUGUCUGUGGACAUCAUCCACCAUUGGAGGUGUUGGUGUCAUUCAGACACAGCUUACAGCUUUCUCCUGUGCUUCUGGGGAGUAUCUAGAAAUGAAGAACCAGGUAUGCAGUAAGUGUGGUGAAGGCACCUACUCCUUGGGCAGUGGCAUCAAAUUUGACGAAUGGGAUGAAUUGCCAGCUGGAUUUUCCAACGUCGCAACAUUCAUGGACACUGUGGUCGGCCCUUCUGAUAGCAGGCCAGAGGGCUGUAACAACUCUUCUUGGGUCCCUCGUGGAAACUACAUAGAGUCCAAUCGUGAUGACUGCACAGUAUCCUUGAUCUAUGCUGUGCGCCUCAAGAAGUCAGGUUACGUCUUCUUUGAGUACCAAUAUGUGGACAACAACAUCUUCUUUGAGUUCUUUAUUCAGAAUGAUCAGUGCCAGGAGAUGGACACCACCGCUGACAAGUGGGUAAAACUCACAGACAAUGGAGAAUGGGGCUCUCAUUCUGUAAUGUUGAAAUCAGGCACAAACAUACUGUACUGGAGAACUACAGGCAUCCUUAUGGGUUCCAAGGCAGUCAAGCCAGUGUUGGUAAAAAAUAUCACGAUUGAAGGGGUGGCCUACACAUCAGAAUGCUUUCCAUGCAAGCCCGGCACCUUCAGCGACAAACCAGGUUCAUUCAUCUGCCAAGUGUGUCCCAGAAACACUUAUUCUGAGAAGGGAGCCAAAGAAUGCAUCAGGUGUGAUGAGGACUCGCAAUUUUCAGAAGAAGGAUCCAGCAAGUGUAUGGAGCGCCCUCCCUGUACCUCAAAAGACUAUUUCCAGAUCCACACUCCAUGUGAUGAGGAAGGAAAGACACAGAUAAUGUACAAGUGGAUAGAGCCCAAAAUCUGCCGAGAGGAUCUCACGGAUGCUAUUAGGUUGCCCCCUUCUGGAGAGAAGAAGGAUUGUCCACCUUGCAACCCUGGGUUUUAUAACAAUGGAUCAUCUUCCUGCCAUCCCUGCCCUCCUGGAACAUUUUCGGAUGGAACAAAGGAAUGUAGACCAUGUCCAGCAGGAACGGAGCCUGCACUUGGGUUUGAAUAUAAAUGGUGGAAUGUGCUUCCUGGCAACAUGAAAACCUCCUGUUUCAAUGUUGGGAAUUCAAAGUGUGACGGAAUGAACGGUUGGGAGGUGGCUGGAGAUCACAUCCAGAGUGGGGCUGGAGGUUCCGAUAAUGAUUACCUGAUCUUAAACUUGCAUAUCCCAGGAUUUAAACCACCAACAUCGAUGACUGGAGCCAUGGGUUCUGAACUGGGAAGAAUAACAUUUGUUUUUGAGACCCUCUGUUCAGCUGACUGUGUUCUGUACUUCAUGGUGGAUAUUAAUAGAAAAAGUACAAAUGUGGUGGAGUCAUGGGGUGGAACCAAAGAAAAACAAGCUUAUACCCAUGUCAUCUUCAAGAAUGCCACAUUUACAUUUACGUGGGCAUUCCAGAGGACCAAUCAAGGUCAAGAUAAUAGACGGUUCAUCAAUGACAUGGUGAAGAUUUAUUCUAUCACUGCCACUAAUGCAGUUGAUGGGGUGGCGUCCUCAUGCCGUGCCUGUGCCCUUGGUUCUGAACAGUCGGGCUCAUCGUGUGUCCCCUGCCCCCCAGGCCACUACAUUGAGAAAGAAACCAACCAGUGCAUGGAGUGUCCACCUGAUACCUACCUGUCCAUACAUCAGGUCUAUGGCAAGGAGGCUUGUAUUCCAUGUGGGCCUGGGAGUAGAAGCACUCAGGACCACUCAGUGUGCUACAGUGACUGCUUUUUCUACCAUGAAAAAGAAAAUCAAAGUUUGCAUUAUGACUUCAGCAACCUCAGCAGUGUGGGCUCCUUAAUGAAUGGUCCCAGCUUUACCUCCAAAGGAACAAAGUACUUCCAUUUCUUCAAUAUCAGUUUAUGUGGGCAUGAGGGGAAGAAGCUGGCUCUCUGUACCAACAAUAUAACAGACUUUACAGUAAAGGAAAUGGUGGCAGGGUCAGACGAUUACACGAAUUUGGUAGGAGCAUUUGUGUGCCAGUCAACUAUUAUUCCUUCUGAAAGUAAGGGUUUCCGAGCAGCCUUAUCAUCACAAUCCAUCAUUUUGGCAGAUACAUUUUUGGGAGUUACAGUUGAAACCACAUUGCAAAAUAUUAAUAUAAAAGAAGAUAUGUUCCCAGUUUCACCAAGCCAAAUACCAGAUGUGCAUUUCUUUUAUAAGUCUUCUACAACUACAACCUCUUGUGUAAAUGGCCGAUCAACUGCUGUGAAAAUGAGGUGUAAUCCUGCUAAACCAGGAGCGGGAGCCAUUUCUGUCCCCAGCAAGUGUCCAGCAGGCACCUGCGAUGGAUGUACAUUCUAUUUCCUGUGGGAGAGUGUGGGAGCUUGCCCUCUGUGCACUGAACACGACUUCCAUGAGAUUGAGGGUGCCUGCAAGAGAGGAUUCCAGGAAACUUUAUAUGUGUGGAAUGAGCCUAAGUGGUGCAUUAAAGGAAUUUCUUUGCCUGAGAAAAAGUUGUCAACCUGUGAAACAGUUGACUUUUGGCUAAAAGUGGGAGCAGGAGUGGGAGCUUUUACAGCCGUUUUGCUGGUGGCUCUAACUUGCUACUUCUGGAAAAAGAAUCAGAAACUGGAGUACAAAUAUUCCAAAUUAGUAAUGACUACGAACUCAAAAGAGUGUGAACUCCCAGCUGCAGACAGCUGUGCUAUCAUGGAAGGAGAAGAUAAUGAAGAGGAAGUCGUGUACUCCAACAAACAGUCCCUGCUGGGAAAACUCAAAUCCUUGGCAACAAAGGAAAAAGAAGACCAUUUUGAAUCUGUUCAACUGAAAUCCUCAAGAUCUCCAAAUAUAUGAAAAGACAGUGCUGUAGCUGUCAGACUAAUGAACAAAGAAACCCACUCUCUAGUUUUACAGAACCAUAGUUUAGAGCCUGUCCUCAUAUCCGGCACAUUGGCGAUGUUACAGAGGAGGGCCACGCCACUGAGAAGGGAAGGAGGUUGAAAUGUUAGAUUGCCUUAUCACAUGGUCAAGUGUCUUGCCAAAAAUAAGAAAGCAAAUGGUUUGAGUCUCAACUGAAGAUGAAGCUCAACUCAGGAAGAGAUUUGUCUGUAUAUACACAUAACUCAGAACCAAGGUUAAGCCCGCCAGUGCACUGCUGAUGCAUGCCAUGUAAUUAAUGGGUAAUUUUUCUUCUUUAUAAAUUCUAUAUAAAAAGUGUGUUUGGAGGGCUAAUGUGAGCAUAUGCAUUGUGAUCCCAUGUAUGUCUUUUCUUUGUUUAUAUUUUGGGGAAGAUUUGAAAAAUUUUUUAAGGUACAGUUAUUUUUCCCAUUAUUUAUUUUCCUGACCAACCUUUAAACAUGUUUUCUAUUAAAAAUGAUGAACAAAGAAAGACAAUAGAUUUUUCAUUUUUCCAUAGGGUACCCUUCUUGAUUUCAGGAGCCUAAGUAAGCAGUAAUUCUAAAUGAAGAGUCAGCAUGUGUUUGGGUUAUCUAAACUUAUAAUCGCCUUUGAAAUUCCAUCCUUGUUGGAACUGGUAAGAAGGGCUUUCUAAGAAAUGGGAUUCUUAAAAAAAAAAAAAAAAUAUAUAUAUAUAUAUAUAUAUAUAUAAAGGCAAAGAGAAGCUUAGACUUUCCCCUAAUAAAAACAAGCUGACACUAUCACAGAAGUCAAAUGGCUUGAAACAAUUUAUGUACUACUUGAAGUAUAAUUUAGAAUGAAUAGGAAAGCUUUUUUUUUAAUCAAAUCACUUACAAAAUCAUGAGAAAAAAGUGGGAUGGCUUGUGUGUCAGUACAGAUAACUGUACAGAGCUACUGGGAUAAUUUAUGGCCUCCCGAAAAUGGCAGUGGGUACCUUUGCCCUGUGUCAAGCAUCAAAGGUUACAUGCUAGACCAUAAGGAUUAUUACUUCCAUGGAAGUUUUCUUUUUAAGUUACUUAGAAAUUCAAUUUUAGAAUAUUGCAUAUAUCUGUAUUCAAAAUAAGAAUGUUGUCGUACCAUAAGCAGCUAUGAAAUAAGUAUUGUUGCUCUUAUUAAAAAAUGAUCCAGAUAAUUGUGGUAUUUUCUCUAAUGGACAGGUUAUACUGAUAUUAGCAGGAAUUGAAUAUUUGUUGAAAGAAGUUUGAACGAAGCUGGGUAUGACCAAUUUUGUGUAAAACUUGUUUUAAAACUAGGAAAGAGGGAAGUUUCCUGACCAUUUAUAAUCUAAGGUGAUCUUGUUUGUUUUCAAUAAACAGUGAUCUUUAUAGGUUUUAAUCCAGAGUUUUAAAAAGGUUGGUAAUUGGCCGGUGAGGUAGGGCACAGGGACAAGUUUGUUAAAUGUUUUGCCCCCAGUCUGUCAAUGAGGUAUGCCUUGUAAUUUUUGAUUCAGCAGGUCAUCCUUAGUUUUGUGGCCAAUGAAGGAAAAAUAAAUAAUUGAAUUUAUUUCACUGGUGGGUAAAACAGUGGACCAUUCUGUUAUUGUUGAAUGAAUGUUUGUUUUGUGUAUGUCACUACUGUUGGAUUCAUGAGUAUAAGUGAGGUGGGCUUUGUUGUUUUUUUGUGAAAUUCACAGAGGAUAUUGCAUUACAUAAACCUUGUCUACAUUUAAUUUCUUACAUUUUAUUAUAAUGAAAUUAUUUUGA
Bubalus bubalis (water buffalo) is the source of this 5109-nucleotide messenger RNA. RefSeq names its product endosome-lysosome associated apoptosis and autophagy regulator family member 2 (gene ELAPOR2). Gene Ontology annotation, biological process: positive regulation of BMP signaling pathway. The record is from RefSeq and is a predicted model, not a curated record. The transcript is spliced from 23 exons. Lineage: Eukaryota; Metazoa; Chordata; Mammalia; Artiodactyla; Bovidae. The coding region runs from base 143 to 3343 and encodes 1066 amino acids.